ACUGAAGAUGUCGAAGACGAAUUAACCAAAAGUUAUCACUCUCUCUGUCUCGUCUCUGAGAAUGUAAAGGAAGCACUUUUGCUCCUCCGUCUUAACUCGCAGAGGAGACAACUCAGUGAGAGACUGAGAGGGAACCCAAAAAAAACGCGGCGAUGUCACAACUCUUAUCUUCUCCUUCAAUGGUGCCCUCGCAUUCUCCCUUCGUCUUCAGUACUCGUCACCGGAGGUUUCACCGUGAAACGGCAUGAGAUCGCUUCGAAACCGACGACGACGGUGAAGCUCUCGGUUAAGUCCCGCCAGACGGAUUAUUUCGAGAAGCAGAAGUUCGGCGACUCUUCUUCUUCGCCGUCAUACUCCUCACAAAAUGCUGAAGGAUUACCCGCAAGAUUUUACGUGGGUCAUUCGAUAUACAAAGGGAAAGCUGCGCUAACCGUGGAGCCAAGAGCACCAGAGUUUGUGUUCUCCUUGUCGGUUACAGAAAUCGGAACUCUAGUUAGCCUAGGCCCGAGGGAAUCUUGUGAAUUCUUCCAUGAUCCAUUCAAGGGGAAAAGGUUGGCAUGCAUUUGCAAACUCCAUCAAACCAGAAGACGCAAACCGUAUGAACAACGCGUCACC
Molecule: messenger RNA, 615 nt
Organism: Thlaspi arvense
Lineage: Eukaryota; Viridiplantae; Streptophyta; Magnoliopsida; Brassicales; Brassicaceae
Source: the annotation of a GenBank genome assembly